This is a messenger RNA of Misgurnus anguillicaudatus (oriental weatherfish), 8030 nucleotides long. RefSeq names its product protein bicaudal C homolog 1-B. Gene Ontology annotation, molecular function: RNA binding; protein binding. The record is from RefSeq and is a predicted model, not a curated record. Gene Ontology annotation, cellular component: cytoplasm. NCBI's taxonomy places the organism in Eukaryota, Metazoa, Chordata, Actinopteri, Cypriniformes, Cobitidae.
GUUAAAGUAAGGGCGGCGUUUCAACUCCUCCGGUCAGUGUGAGUAACGGAGAGACCGCGGUCAGGAUGAUCUGAGAGCUGCGGAGACUUAGCGGUGCUCUGUGGAAGUCAUGGCCGGUCAGUGUGAACCCUUGAGCGGAUACUUACAGCAGUCUGACCCGGGCUCGAACAGCGAGCGCAGCACUGAUUCCCCGCUGCCCGUGUCCGAGGAUGACACCGCUGGACCUUCGGCACCUCUGGACCCCGAGUGGACCGAGGAGAGGUUUCGAGUAGACCGCAAAAAACUGGAGAUCAUGUUAUUAGCAGCCACUGAGGGUCGGGUCAAUGGAGGCGAAGACUUCUUUCAGAGGGUCAUGGAGGAGACAAAUACCCAGAUUGCUUGGCCUUCCAAACUGAAGAUUGGUGCUAAAUCAAAGAAAGAUCCUCACAUCAAAGUUAGCGGUAAGAGGGAAAAUGUGAAGGAGGCCAAAGAGAAGAUCAUGUCUGUCCUGGAUACAAAGAGUAAUCGUGUGACCCUAAAGAUGGACGUCUCGCACACAGAGCAUUCACACGUCAUCGGCAAAGGAGGAAACAACAUCAAGAAGGUGAUGGAAGACACGGGCUGUCACAUCCACUUCCCUGAUUCAAACCGCAACAACCAGGCUGAGAAGAGCAACCAGGUUUCUAUAGCUGGACAGCCGGGAGGAGUCGAAGCCGCCAGAGCCAGAAUUCGGGAGUUACUUCCCCUGGUGUUGAUGUUUGAGCUGCCGGUCAUAGUGCAGAUGAACCCUGACCCCAGCUCUCCUGCGAUCCAGCACAUCUCACAGACGUACAACAUCUCUGUGGCGUUCAAGCAGAGGUCCAGACUCUACGGAGCGAUGGGAGUCGUGCGGGGAUCACAGAAUAAUGUAGCUGCUGUCAAAAGAGGCACGGCGGUGUUACUGGAACACCUCGCGGGAAGCCUGGCCAGCGCCAUCACGGUCAGCACACAGCUGGACAUCGCACCGCAACAUCACCUCUUCAUGAUGGGACGUAACGGCAGCAACAUCAAACACAUCAUGCAGCGCACCGGCGCUCAAGUUCACUUUCCAGAUCCCAACUGUCCGCAGAAGAAAUCCACAGUCUAUGUGCAGGGAACCAUUGACUCGGUGUGCCUGGCCCGUCAGUACCUGAUGGGUUGUCUGCCGCUGGUGUUGAUGUUUGACAUCAAAGAAGACAUUGAAGUGGAACCACAAUGCAUAACAUCUCUGAUGGAGCAACUUGAUGUGUUCAUCAGCAUCAAACCAAAACCCAAACAGCCAAGCAAGUCUGUGAUAGUGAAGAGUGUGGAGAGGAACGCUCUGAACAUGUAUGAAGCCAGGCGUUGUUUGCUGGGUUUAGACAGCAGUGGAGUAACGGUGACCGGCGGCUGCAGUAAUCCUCAUCUAUCUGCUCCAACUCUCAGCUGUCCUGUGGGACUCGACAUACUGACAUCCGCUAGUCUCGGACUCACCAGCCUGGGUCUUCUGGGGCCUACAGUCGCCUCCAUGAGCGGACCGUCCAGCAACUCUCUUCUCAAUGCCCUCAACAACUCCAUCAGUCCGUUACAGACACCCACUACUGGAACACCCAGCCCAAGUUUCUGGUCCAAUUCACUGGCCAGUCCAACCAGUACUCCAGGUUUCUCUUCACCCCUGAUGAUUCUCCCAGCCGCACAGGCCACAUUAACCAGCAUGCUGCUGUCCGGAGUGCCGGGAUACACCCAGAACACCCCGUCCCCACCGCCCGGUCUUGCCCCUAUAGACACCCAAGUCACAGGAGUAUCAGACUGCAGUAAGGCCAUGUCACCCCUCAGUGGCAAACAGUCCAGCUCAAUGUACGGGAUAUCUGCAGCAUCUUUGGCCGACAAGGUUCUGAAUGGUUCUCAUGACUCUGUGCAGGAAGCCAACGCUCACUGUGCUUCUGAACCGCUGUCCAGCAAAUCCAGCCAAGACCAAGGUUCAGAUACAUUUGUGGAAGUGGGCAUGCCCCGCAGUCCGUCUCAUUCUGGAAACAGUAAUGACCUGAAGCAGAUGCUGGCGUCAUGUAAGACGACCUCAGGAAAGAGACAAACCCUUGAGCUGUUACAGGGCACCAAGAACUCAAUCCUACACUCAGACUCUUUGUUGUCAGACUCAGACUCCAGCGCUUCUGAAAGUCCCGUGACUGAUAAACGCGCACCAGGAAGUGAACGAGCAGCAGAACGGGCAGCUCAGCAGAACUCGGACAGAAUCCGUCUACCGUCCCAAUCCUCCUUCACCAACAUGCAGGCUUUUGACUACGAGCAAAAGAAGUUAUUGGCGACCAAAGCCAUGUUGAAGAAGCCAGUGGUAACAGAGGUCCGCACCCCAACUAACACAUGGAGCGGUCUUGGCUUUUCAAAGUCCAUGCCUGCAGAGACCAUUAAGGAGUUGCGCAGAGCGAACCAUGUGUCUUAUAAACCCACCAUGUCCACUACAUAUGAGGGGUCGACUCUGGCUCUGUCCCGCUCCAGCAGCAGAGAGGGAGUGGCGAGUGGCAGUGACUCUGAUAACUGGAGGGAGCGAAAUGGGAGCGGGCUCCCAGCACACGGUGACUUCUCCUUGCCCAUCAGCCCCAAAAGAAAACAAAAUAAAACUGAGCACUACCUGAGCAGCAGUAACUACAUGGAUUGCAUCUCUUCAAUGACGGGAACAAAUGGCUGUAAUCUCAACACAUCAUUCAAAGGAUCCGAUCUACCGGAGCUUUUCAGUAAACUCGGCCUUGGAAAGUACACAGAUGUGUUUCAACAGCAGGAGAUUGACCUCCAGACGUUUCUCACGUUGACCGAUCAGGACCUGAAGGAACUGGGUAUCACCACAUUCGGAGCCCGCAGGAAAAUGUUGCUUGCCAUCUCAGAGCUGAACAAGAAUGGAAGAAAGCUUUUUGAACCGCCCAACAUCCGCUCCUCGUUCCUGGAAGGGGGCGCCAGCGGUCGCCUGCCACGCCAGUUUCACACAGACAUUGCCAGUGUGAGCGGGUGCUGGUAAAAACAUCCCAAUGUCAGACUGAGUACAGAGAAGCCCAAACUGCACACAUUUACAUUCUCAACUUCAACCUGAUGUACAGUAGAUGAUUAAAUACAGGGUGAGGAUUGAUAAAGUGUGUUCAUGUUAAGUGUGUGGUAUAUUAUACAGUAUGGUACUAAAGGAUCAAUCUCACUCCUGCACUGUGCUUAUGAAUGGAGUAUUAUUUAUAUGCAUGUCUUAGGCUUUGUCAUACUAAUUCUUUGCACUUUAAGAAUAUUAAGUACUUUGUCUAUGGACAGAUCCGCCCGACUAGAUGCGCUUGGAUCUCACUUAAAGCACUUAAAUGGAUAUCAAGCCAAAGUCAAAUGUUCUGCAUGAAGAUGCUGUAGAGAAACAGUUCAUAAAAUAUCAAGAAGGAAAUCUAAAGCAGUGUUGCUAUGGCGUACAGAUUUUAGUCUUAGCUUAGACGCCAUGUUUAAUUUAAUAUAAAGCUCUAUGAGAGACAGUAGACUACAGUCAUUUCAAACAGCCAGCUAGGACCUCAGUUUUAAUUUCAUUUCCUGAGGAGCAACACAACCAAGUGGUUCAUGUUUGAGGUCUUCACGGGUCCACUUAGAUCAGAAAACCCGAGGCCCGACCCGAGACCCGAGCGGGUUUGGGUCUAAAACUUUGAUGUGCGCCUUGGACACAGGUGGGGUAUAAUAAUAGUGGUCUCGGGUAAAUUAAAAUGAAUGUGUUAAUGCUAGUGCUGUGACGGAUCGCACAUAGACGUAGAUUUCUGUACGCAUAUGCGGAUAAAUGUGUCUGGUCCAGCUCCAGUCAGGUGUAAUCAUCCCUUCAAAGAUCAGAACUCCACAUUCGUAAACUAUAGAGAGAGAGACGCGCUGUGUCUCCUAAACCCCAUUCACACAGACCUUUGGUCCCAGAAAAUACCCGUAAAAUUGCCAGACAAGCGUCUGUGUGAACACAAACUCGUCCCGUUAAUCUUCUGGGAUCGUUGCCAGAAAGAGGACCUAGUCAGAUAUACGGAAAACCCUCUGUGUGAACAAGAAGCCGAAACAAUGCCGUAAUGGGCGUGUCGUAGUGUCAUCAUCACAACAAAAGUUAUGGUUCAGCUCCUUAAAACGAGAGAUAACAUGCAUAUAAACAUUCACCACGAGAAAUGUUGCAAACUAGAUUGAAGCAGUUAUCAGGAAAUGAUAAAUGAGAUGCAUAAACAAUGACGCACGUGCCGUAGUGAGGGCGCGCGUGUCAUGGCAACAUGAAGUUGGUUCAACUCUUUAAAAUGAGGGAUUUACAACAUUCACAACGAGAAAUGUCAGCAUACUGGACUGAAGCAGAUAUCAGGUAAGUUAGCUCGUUACUUGCUGCGUUGAAACCGAGAUCAUUCAGCAGCAUAAAAGAAUAUCGCGUCACGUGCUCAUUUGAGCUAUAAUAAACGAAAAUACCAGCGUGUCAUCCCAACAAGAUAUAUCGUUCAGCUCCUCAAAAUGCGGGUUGUUAAUGCAUAUAAACAAUCACGAUGAGAAUUGUCUGAAAACUGUAUUAAAGCAGAGAUCAGGGAGCUCGUCAAAUAUCCACUCAGAAGCUGAGAUCAUUCACCAGCAUUAGAAUGGUGCGUCACGCGCUCCUUUAUAAUUUUAUCAUAAACAAAAAUGCACGCGAUUCUGGAGAGAGAAAUAAUAAAUAAUAUGCAAACUUCGGACGGUGCGUAGAAGAGAGGGCAGGACUUUCAACAGGUCACGUGUCUUUCCGGGACCAUAGAUGCCGGGUAAUCAUGGCAGUGUGAAUGAACAAAAAAUCGAAGGAUUCCGGAAAAAUCCAGGAUGCCUUUCCAGUGUAUUUUCCGGAAUGUCUGUGUGAAAGGGCUAUACUGUAGUCCAUUAACAUACAUUUGCUGAAAAGAGCAAUGAAAAACAAUGUAAAGUUUUUAUGUGAAGCGAUUGUUUAUGCUGCAUCUUCUUCCUGGAAGCGCUGUUUGGAAUUCACCCUCCGCCUGUGUGUGUGCACGCGCUUAAGUGCCCUCCGUAGUGCAUAUAUGGAGAAACGCGUUUCAAAAAGUAAGCCAACAUAAAAUCUUUCUGUUCUUGACAGGGCACGUACAUACAAAAAGAUCUCACAGUAUUCUUUUUGUUUAUAUUUGUUUAUGUCUUAAGUGAAUUAUGGUGUCAGAAACAAGUCUGUGCUUAUUUUGUCUUAAAGAGACAGUAACCUCAAUCAACUUAAUUAAGUCUGUGUCAUUAAUGUUAAUCAAACAACCCAAGACAAAGAGAAAAUCACUUCUGUGGCUCUAAAAACAAUAAUUAUAUUUAAUUUGUACAAUAAAGAGAGUGUUAUUAUUAAUUUAAUAUAUAAAAUGUAAUAAUUUUAGACCUUACUUAAUAUGCAAUUUUUUUUCUUUUUUUAAUAAAUGUUUGCAAUUUCUUUAUUUGUUAUUAGAUUUUUCCCAUCUUUUUUUACUGAUCCAAAAAAACGAUCCAAUCCAUGCCUUAAAAACCGUAAUGUGAUCCGAACCGUGAGUUUUGUGAUCCGUCACAGCCCUAGUUAAUGCCAAACGGACCCAAGACAACCCGAACUAUCUUGCGUGUUUGCAUCAGGUCCUUUUCCAACCCUGUUAAUUUUCAUUGAGACAGACGUGUCAAUCAAUUUUAAAUGCACAUUUUAGUGGUUACCUUGCUGUUGUUGUCAGAUGACAAGGUAAUUAAAGCAACACUAAAGAGUUUUUGCUCUUUGCUCCCCCUACAGGUUAGAAGCGUAAUUGUUCAUUACCACUGUCGUAAAUACUGCAGCAUAGCUGGCUCUGAUUGGAUUGUAGGUCUGCUGUAAAGCAAGUUUUUGUAGUUUUCACUCGAACUACAGGGCACGCGUUCGGUUGGUUGGAAACUUCUCUUAGUGCGGUUUUGGCCGAUAGAGGGCUGCAAAGCGAAUGUGAAAGUGCCGUUCACCCUGUUUUGAGUGGAUGAACGACUGAAACUUUUUUGGAAACGUUAUUUUAAGGUAAAAAAAACUCUUUGGUGUUGCUUUAAAUGGAGCAGUGGGCCAAAUUGGAUACGAGGGCAAAAGGGUUUGUUUCUGUCUGACUGGUGCAUGCGGGAAGGCAGACUGGGUUUACAUUCAUGAGUUAAAAAUAAUUGCCGGGUUUAAUUUUCUCGGGUUUGUCUCCGGGUCUUUCUUUAAAAAAAUAUUUAUGCACGUCUAGUACAGGUUAAAAAGUGAUUUGGGUAAUUUCGGGUCAGGUAUAUUUUUUUUUUGGAUCCGAGAAGACCUCUAGUUCAUGUUGGACCUGGAGCUGGCUGGCGUGCAACCCGACUUAUCCAAGACAGGACAUUUUUUAUAUAAUUGAUGCUGUUUUAUGAUCAAAUGCACCUGUGAGUUGGCAAACAUUUUUAUCAAAGUCCUUCAGAAUCCAGUAAUAACAACAUUUCCACAAGUUUAUUAAAAUGCGUAUUUCAUAAAUGUACACGACAGUGGAAGCCAUUGUACAUCUCUCCUUGACUCCGGGACGUUGUAUAUUAUCAAUGUUCCUCCUUCAUGUCAUGUCUGAACUUAAUGAUUGUGUAGUUUAACAGCUCACACUGUCAGCAGUAGCUUUCUCUCAAUAGUGCCUCUGUGUGUCAUCCACUGACAGAAGUGCAAAUUACAACAGCUCUGUUUCAACCACUAUCCUCAGUGCCACAAACCACAAGUCCUAAAAACACAACCUCAUCCACCACAUUCCCCCGACAGAACGCUUUGAGAUUUUACUUUUUGGCUGGAUCAUGGCUCAAUCCACAGCUUUUCUCCAAACUACCUCUUUGUUUCUGCCUGCCACCAAAGUCUUGUCUUGUUUUUGUAGGAGGACAGAUCUCCUCCACCGUCUUAAGCGGUGUUUGUUUGUGGUGGUAAUCUUCCCUGAGCGUUGUUUUUACGCUAUCUCUCCGCACUUCCUCUUCAGUGUUUUUCAGAUAAAGCAAGUAUUUCAGUUUAAACUGACUUUAUCUAAAGCUGUGAAUGUUGCCAGAUGAUCUCUGAAGGAUUCAAACCACAAAGUGCCUUUUUGUUUUGCACUCACAGUUUUCCCAAAGUAACUGAAGACUAUUAAUCUCUGGACGGUACAGAUGUUUUACUAUGAUGUAUGUACCGCUUACAGAGUCAUUUCGCUGUGUACCGCUUUAUGUGUAUGCUAUUUGGUUUAUACAAUGCUCCUGUUUAACUCUUGAGGAUGUUGAAUAUGUACCUUAUACAGUAUGUGACAGAGGUACUAUUUAAAUUUAUAUUAUGUAUAUUGCCUCAAUGCAGUUUGUUUUAUUUUUGUAGUAGUUUGCUUGAUAUUUUAUAGACAAUAGCAGUCGAUCAGUUAGUGUAGGUUUGAUUUCGUUUCGUUUUUGUCCAAAUUGAAUUGAGACUGACAUAUAAGUGAAACAAAUAUCUCUCUUUGUUUCCUAAAAUAAUAGUAAUAAUAAUGUGACAGACUAUGCAAAGAGUCACUUUGCCGUUUUAGGUUUAAAUGUUUUUUUUUCGCUUUAUUUUCAUAGUUUUGUGCUUUAUUUCAGUGUAUUGCUAUCUUGAUAUAUCCCAACAUCUGUGCCUUUGUAUGAAUCAAAUGUUAUUUUAGCGAGAGACCGACAGUAAUCCAUUAGCAGAGUUGUUUGGUUCUCUCCGUAAAAGAGGAAAAUAAGGGAAGAAUUUGUCUUAAUAAUCUGACAUGGCCUUUUGACAAGGGUCAGCACAUUUUUGAGUAUCUUUGGCCAAAGUUAAAUGUGUAACCUAUGGGUUAUGGGGUUACAUACACAACAUGCACAAAUGUAUAGAUCAGUGAUUGUAAAGCAUAUCAAAGCACAUGAAUCUGUGUUGUCCUGCCAAAUGUCCUAUCUUGUACACAACUUAGUUGGCCAGUGCCUUGGGAACAACUAGAUAUCUGUGAGCUUGGCUCAGUAUUUUGUAAUAUACUCCAUUGUAGUGUUCUUUAGGUCAUACAUUUGUAUAAUUGCCAUAAUGUGGUAUCGCUGAAUGUUCUUUAUAAGUUGAAAGUGUUGUUACAAAAGAAUAAAGCAUAUACAAACUUUUA